AUGGGUUACAAUUCGACUAGUCAGUUGUCUGGCUCUGGUCCGACUGGCUCAGCGGACUAUAAGAACGAGUCCCUGUCGCCGGAGUCCUCAGAUCCGACAGGCGCUCUGGCCCGCGAUGGUCGUCCUCAUCGUCGUGGCUAUCAGGCCUGUCAACGCUGUCGUGAGCGGAAAGUCAAAUGCGAUCUUGGCAGUGUCGAUGCCCCUACCGAUCCUCCUUGUAAGCGUUGCUUGCGCGAGCGGCUGAGAUGCGAGUUCGCGCCAACCCGAAAGAAGCAAAAGAGGUUGGAUGGAACCGCAAGAGACAUUUCUGUCGACGAUGCCUCAGAUGGCCCAAAUACUUCUGUCCUAGGUAGUGGCUUGCCGACUUACGGCCUUACUCAGAGAACCGAGCAGUCAUCCUCACCCUUACCCCGUACAGGCGGCCUCGCUCGCGAGGCUUGGUCGCCUCUCACCGCAAAACCUACCUUGUUCUCUCAUCCUCGCGACGACUCACUUCGAGCACGCACCACCUCCACGUAUGGCAAUUCCCCGGCUACGAAGAAAGAUCUCUCCGACAUACAUCUGCAUAGUCAGAUUGCUGCGGCCAAAUUACACGCGCCCGUGGCCAAUACCCAAGAUGCCUUAGGUAUUCUCGUCGAUGCCGCCUUCUCCGACAACCACGCUUCACAGCAAAACGACAGCCCCUUCUCCGAUCGCGCUGGGCCGAAGAGGAAAAACUUUACUCUCGGUCGCAGUGGUCCUGGAGCUCCAGAUGAAGCGGGCUUCAGCCUAGAAGAGCAAGAGGAGCAGCAAGCUGGUCUCAAACUCUGGUCCGAAGUGCGUUUCGUUCGCAAUGGAUGGUUCACUGCCUGGGAAGCGAUGCAAUAUGUAGAGUACUUUUAUACACAUCUCGCGACCUUGACACCGGUGGUCUUGCCUGACUACAGAUCGUCCUCCAAACACCGUGAUCUGCUGGUCAACGAGCCGAUCCUCGCCCUUGCAGUUCUCGCGAUUGCUUCCCGUCAUAUGCCUCUUUCUGGCCAUGCUGCGAUUACUCGAUCACAUCAUAUUCAAGCCAAGCUUUGGAACAGUUUGCGCCGGCAGGUGGAGCGGCUCUUAUGGGGGCUGGAGCAAUUCGGUGGAGGUUUCGGCGGAGGCGGCAGUCCUGCGAAGAUCAGGGAGUCCAAGACUGGGCAGAUUACCUGGAGUGGGAGUUUGCGCACUUUUGGAACGAUUGAGGCUCUUCUCAUACUCACGGACUGGCAACCACAGGCUCUCCAUUUCCCAUCUAAUGAUGAUGAAACUGGUCUCCUUGACCAAAGCUUUGGCACAUCCCUGGAGUCGAAUGUCAUCCCGUCUGCACAAGAAGAAGAGCCGAGACGGACUCGGGAUUACGACAACGUGCCAUACGCAAGCUGGCUAGAACCGGUUUGGAGGUCUGAUCGGAUGUCGUGGAUGCUUCUUGGUCUCGCCCAAAGCCUUGCAUUUGAGCUCGGUGUGUUUGACACCAACCACAUCAAUUGCCUCCACGAUCACGGGCCUGGUUCUGAAUGUGCACGCAAGAGGCGCAUCAAAAAUCUAGUCCUUGUCUAUGUCGCUCAAACCAGUGGAAGGAUGGGUAUCCAGUCGUCGCUCAACGUGGAAGAGUGGGAAACUGACACAAUCUGGGACCAAACAAGUCGGAGGCAACGCCCGGGACAAGCUGACCAUCCCGUCGAUAUCAUGCAAGCCUGCUGGGUCCACAUCGCAAGAAUUCUCAACAGAGCGAAUCGUGAAAUCUUCUCUUCUCCUCAAUUCACCAGAGACCUAGCAUCAAGCGGCAUAUACAAAAGUUCCAUCAACACGUUGGCUCCCUUGCUGCAGCACUGGAAGAAUGUCUUCAACCAGUCCAAGGCUCAUAUCCAUCCGGUCAUGCAGGAUAUCCUGCUCCUGGAAUACGAAUACACCCGGCUCUACAUCAACUCCCUGGGCUUCCAAAAGGUGGUGGAAUCGUGGGUUGAAGGCGGGUCCAACAUUCGAAAAGCAACAUUGCUAAAGAUUGCGGAGGACAACAAGCCCUAUAUUGAUGAAGUCACAGACGCUGCUCUCAACAUCCUCAGCAUUGUGGUGGACGGUAUUGCUGCUAAAGGCUACCUAAGAAACGCCCCCGUUCGCGUCUACCUUCGGAGCCUAUCAGGAAUGAUGUUCACCCUGAAGCGCUUUAGCUUAGGGACCCAUGAAGCCUUGGUCCGAAAAUGCCUCCGGCAGUUAGAAAAGAUCAUUGUUGCAAUGUCCAAAGAUUACGUUGAUGACGUCCACCUCUGUUCCUCGACCUCACGACUGGUGGGACACAUUGUGCGAAACGUGAAGCAGACGUUGAUUCGCGUCCAGCAGCCGGGGACUGGAUCUGCCGGUCCCAGCCGCGAACAUUCACGCCCGCAAUCUCCCAACGGGCAUGCCUAUGCUCAUGACACUUCCAGUGAUCACCAUCACCAUGUACAGGCCAUGGACGUGAUACGGCAGAGUCCUGAGCUCUACUUGAAUGAUCCUCUAGCAGGAAUUCAAGCUAGACCUAUGGCAGAACUGGCCUCUCAGACAUUUGUGCCACCGCCUGACUGCAAUGGCAGCGGUCACGAACUAGAUCCAGCACUAGAUGACUCGAGCCUCGACCCUACCAUGGCUAACUUUUCGAUGGAUUGGUUCGCACUUCCCUUGGACAAUCUCUGGCACAAUGACGAAAACACGGUUGACCAAGGCUUGGGCGGAAUUGGUCCAACCGUGGGAACUCGAGACAUGCUGGAAGUGAUUACGAACCAAGACUACAGCCAGAUGCAGUGGAACGGCGAUCAAACAUUCGGAUUCAACAACUUGUGA
Molecule: messenger RNA, 2832 nt
Organism: Capronia epimyces CBS 606.96
Lineage: Eukaryota; Fungi; Ascomycota; Eurotiomycetes; Chaetothyriales; Herpotrichiellaceae
Exons: 3
Coding region: 1-2832 (943 amino acids)
Biological process (GO): positive regulation of transcription by RNA polymerase II; aromatic amino acid catabolic process
Cellular component (GO): nucleus
Molecular function (GO): zinc ion binding; DNA-binding transcription factor activity, RNA polymerase II-specific
Source: RefSeq, a predicted model, not a curated record